UACGCCAGAAAUUUUAUUGCAAUCAGCUGUCAGAAAGAAGAUAAUCACGUAAAAAACAAAAUUAUUUGUGUCUUCAGAUAAUUCCCGUCAACAUGGCGGGGCAAAAUCCGGGCUCACCGACUGAUUUUCAGUAUUUUUACGAGGAUGAAGUGUAUAAAAUCAACAAUCGUGGUCAAGUUGUGUUCGGCCUGGUGCUUGAAAACUAUGAAGCCAACUCCAGUGAUCAAGAAAGCGACAUUGAAACCCCCAUACAAAAAGGCGAAAUUCGGGUUGUCUGGCAUCCUUCCGGCACCGAAAGAGUGGUGUCUGAAAAGACGGUGGGCCUCGCAGACCGCUCGCUCAUGCCGGGCGACGUCGUCCGCCGCCUGAUCGCCGGCAAGGACACUCAGCGAGGCUACUGCCGCGACAUCGUGAUGACGGCCGCGCUGCAGGUGGUGGGCACCAAGCACGUGAUCCCGGGCGUGGCCAGCGAGCGCCUGCAGCCGCUGGAGGAGUUCACGCCCGACCUGGCCGUGUGUCUUGAGUCGUGGGUUGGGACUUCCAAGGUAUGUGAGGGUGGAUGCGAGCGCCUGCAGCCGCUGGAGGAGUUCACGCCCGACCUGGCCGUGUGUCUUGAGUCGUGGGUUGGGACUUCCAAGGACACGCAGCGCGACAUCGUGAUGACGGCGGCGCUGCAGGUGGUGGGCACCAAGCACGUGAUCCCGGGCGUGGCCAGCGAGCGCCUGCAGCCGCUGGAGGAGUUCACGCCCGACCUCGCCGUGUGUCUUGAGUCGUGGGUUGGGACGUCCAAGGCGGUGCACAGCAAACUUCGCCUAGUAUCCUCCGACGGCUCCCGCCUCGAAUACCCGGACCUCGACAGCUUCCCUCUAGAGGACUACUCCAUGCGCCGGCGCCGCACCACCCCAUACUCCUCGUCCGAGUUCUACCCGGGUCAGGUGGUCUACGGGCCUCUGGGAUCGUUGGAUAAUGCUAAUUGGUUGAAUGUGACCAAGGAGAUGAAGGCCGCCAGGAAAUAUAAGAUGCAUGAGCAUAAGUUCACAGUGGAGGCGGUGGUGACGGAGAGCGUGAGCGUGCACUGGCAGUGCCGCGCGCUCUGCACGCACGCCGCCGACGCGCCGCCGCAGCAGCCCAAGAUACUCGUUGAAGGCGAAGACCUGAAAAAGCUGAGUCUGCUGAACGUAUUCGAACCCUGCACGCUGCAGGUGGGAGACCGCAACUUCCUCACCAUCGGCGCCGACGACACCUUCGUCAGCAAGAAGCAGUGGCGCAAGCAGCAGAGCAAGUUCUACCGCAACCACCGCAAGCAGACCCGCCCGACCAAGAAGGAAGCGGCCAAGUCCGAGUCCAACUCGGCCGAGCACGUGCCCUCCCGGCCCAAGAAGCGCGCCGCCGCGCACAGGAAGCUGAAGCAGCAGGAUCACGACAUGGAGAUCGACACAAUGGAAGAGAAGCCACCCUCCUCCGAGCACGCGCUGCCAGCGGGCGGCAGCUGCCCCAGCAUCAAGGUGGACGCCGGCGAGCCCGAGCCCGCGCACGACGACGCCGCCGAGGAGAAGAACGACUCCGGCAUCAGUCCCGAGCCAACAAAGGAAGACAGCUCCCUACUGAAUGGCGACAGCAAGUCAUCUGAAACCGGUCUCAACGAUGACGACUCUGACAACUGGGAAAACACCAGCAGUGAAGGCAGUGACACUGAUAGCGGUGCCACCUGGUCAUCCCGCUGCUCCUCCGCCGCCUCGGGCCGCGGCAAGCGGUCGCCGCAGCUCGCCGUGCGCUUACUGCGAGGCAAGCGCCUCAAGCGCACCGUGCGCCGCGCGCCCGCCGCGCCGCCGCCGCGCGUCGGUGACCGUGUCGUCGUCGAGACGCUUCAUACUACUAGCCAUGCUAAUGUGGUCUGGCAGGACGGCACCAUAGAGAUGGGCAUCCCGUCCACGCAGCUGUACCCGAUCCACCAUCUGGACGGGCAGGAGUGCUUCCCGGGGGACUUCGUCGUCAGCGGCGCCGCCUCCGUCGAGGAGAAUAAUCACUUGAAGCACCGCGAGUAUGGAGUGGUGCAGCGCGUGGACCACCACGGCCGCACCGCCGUCGUGCACUGGCACCGCACCUACACCACCAGCGACCACCCUGUACCCACAAUGCUGUACGAGAGCGAAGUGUCCGUGUACGAUCUGAAGGACCACCCGGACUUCCAGUACCGGCCCGGCACCGUCGUCAUACGCGUCGCCAACUUCACCGGGGAGGACGCCAACUGCACCGCCGGACAGGUGAUCGAUAACUUCCCGUCCGGUCGCGUGAAGGUGUGGUGGGUGGAUGGACACACUAGCAUGUGCUGGCCACAGGAUCUGUACAAGGUCGGUGAAUACGACUCUGAAGACGGCGAGCUGUGGGGCUCCGAGGGCUCGGCUUCAGAGGACUCGUGGGAGACGCAGAGCUCAGCGCACGACGCGGCCGAGCCCCGCCCCGCCGCGCCGCCGCUGCCGCCGCCGCCCGCUGAACCCAAACCAUCCACGCUGGUGUCACUCGGGGCGGGCGGGAGCUCCGUGCCGCGUCUACUGGAGCCGCGCGUGGCGGCGCACAUCGAGCGCGGCCGCGUGGCCAUGCGCCGCCUGGAGGACAUGUUCGCCAAGUACCCUGCACUACAGAGCCAGGAGGUGAGUGUUCUAGAACCAUCCACGCUGGUGUCUCUCGGGGCGGGCGGGAGCUCCGUGCCGCGUCUACUGGAGCCGCGCGUGGCGGCGCACAUCGAGCGCGGCCGCGUGGCCAUGCGCCGCCUGGAGGACAUGUUCGCCAAGUACCCCGCACUACAGAGCCAGGAGAUUAUGCGCAAACUGCUCAACUUGUAUAAAGACUGCCGCUUCCUAGACCGUCUGAUGGGCACUUCAUUCUUCCACGAGGAUCACUUUUUGGGUCUGCUAGAGCGCGUGCGCGAGCGCGGCGCCAGCACGCCCAGCGCGGGCGAGCGGCGCGUGCACGAGCAGCUCACCCGCCUGUUCACUCCCACCGAGGAGGGGCCCGACAAGGAGCCGGACUUCUCGAAGGUCCCCGACAGUGCGGACGUGGAGGACACGAUGCUCAUCGAUAACGAAGACAAUAAAGCGGCCCCCGUCGCCGAGCCCAACACUGAGCCUAUGGAGACGGAGGGCACUCCCAAGAAGCAGCUGCAGUUGAACAUCGACGCAGCGCAGGCGCAGGCGGCCGCCGGCGAAUUGAAAGAUGCUGCCGAAAAGCCAGAAGGAGAGAACGGUGCAGAGCCAGCCGGAGACUCCUCCGACGGCCAGACCCGCAACGUGUGCUACAAGCUGUGCUCGCUCAUCCACACGCAGCUCGUCAAGGCACACGCCGAAGUCAGCCGGCGCCGGCCGGCCGAGCUGGCUGAAUUCCUAAACAGCUUAAUGAAAAAACAAAACGCGACCGAAGAGAAGUUACCCUACCACUUUUCAGUGCAAUACGGAGCUCUGGUCGUGAGCAUGGCUGACCAGGAGGCGAAGGAUGGUGAGCCGAAGCCAGUCGUCACUGAAGGAGACGAGGCAGCUGGCUCUUCUGCUACUCAAGUAGCACCGCAAGCGCCGCUAGCCUCCGCCGACGAGGAAACCGAAGUGAUGGUCCCUCGCAUCUCGCUGGGCGCGGCGCGCGGCGAGGGCUACCAGGUGCUGGAGGCGGCGCCGCCCGCGCACCGCUUCCGCCUGUCCAUGCUGCAGCCGUCCGACCCGCGCACCUUCUACUCCGCCGUCAACCGCGAGAUCCGCCUGCUCCACAGCGACCUGCCGCCCGGGGUGUGGGUGCGAGGCUUCGAGGACCGCAUCGACCUGCUCUCGGUGAUGAUCGCCGGCCCCACCAAGACUCCGUACGAGGACGGGCUGUUCCUGUUCGACGUGCAGCUCGGCGGGGAGUACCCGCGCGCGCCGCCGCUCUGUCACUAUCAUUCUUAUUGUACUGAUAGGCUGAACCCGAAUUUGUAUGAGGAUGGCAAGGUGUGCGUGUCCCUGCUGGGCACGUGGUCCGGGCGCGGCGUGGAGGUGUGGGGCGCGGACAGCUCGCUGCUGCAGGUGAUCGUGUCGCUGCAGGGGCUCAUCCUGAACGCGCAGCCCUACUUCAACGAGGCCGGCUACGAGAAGCAGAAGGGCACACAGCAAGGCAAGGAGAACUCGCGCAUGUACAACGAGAUGGUCCUCCUCAAGCUCGUGCAGUCCAUGACGAAGAUGCUCAUGAACCCGCCGGAGACCUUCCGCGAGGAAAUGUUACUGCACCUCCGUGCCCGCGCCGCCGGCCUGUGCCGCCGCCUCGAGGCCUGGGUCGCCUGCUCCAACGGAGAACCCCUCCACGAGGACAUACCCCCCCCGGACUUCCCCCUCAUCCCCGCCUCCCGCGGCUUCUGCCUCACCCUGCGCUCCUCGCUCGACUCGUUCCGCACCGCUCUGCGCCGCAACGACAUCCCCAUCCCCCCCUCCACCUUAUAGCCAACCUAGCACGCACUAGAUAGCACGUAGAUAUAAUAUUAAAAGGCGCCGUCUCUUCAUGUAUUCAGCUGGAUCUCUCUGACGUCCGCGCUCGGUGUUCGUAGGCGGCCGCGGCCGGUAGUAUUCAUGUGAUGUACUUUUCAAAUAUUAUUAUUAUUAUUAUAUAGAUGUUCCAUUCAGCGAUAGGUGUUUAGGUAAAACUUGUUACUUUUAUUCUCACUAAUGAAAAAGGAAUUCAAUUUGUAAUAGUGUAAUGUUCACGUGUGAAUGUUUCGGAUGACGUAGUUGUUCAUAUUGCUCGUCUAAUAUGUUACUAACGGUCCUCGUAAUAACUGUAUUAUGAAUGUAAUGUCUAAAUAAAUGGAAAAUUUCGAUCUUAUGCGAAUUCAUUGUAUUUAUUUAGUUUAAAUUGAUAAUUAUAGGCUAUUUUAAAUAUUAUUUAUUUUUCAAAGUAAUUUGUACUUUUAUUACCAUCUGUUUUUGGCGGACUUUGUUUGUGCUAUUGAUAAUAAUUAUUGUGUUUACUUAUUCAAAUUUUGUUAUUUAUAAAGCAAAGAUGUUUGCUACUUGUAGGUACCUAUUUAUUAAAAGACAUUCUGGAGAUCACUUCCACAGGGAUUAGUCGAAUGUAUUUCGAAUUUCUAUCAUCAUGUUAUGUAGUUUCGAAUUAUAUUUUAGGAAUGAAUGGUAAUGUGGCGUUCAAGUUAUUUAUGUUUGUAUUGUUGUGUGUAAAAUAAAUGCCAAUGUUUUUAUCUAGUUAUCCAUUUUAUUUGUCAAUUUUAUACUUAAAACAGAUUUCUUUUGUAAAGGAUUAACUUUUUGCUGAAAUUAGCGAAAACGCAUGUAUUGGUCUCAGAAAUUUAUCAUAUUCCUUUCUAAGAUUUAGUAAUUGGCCAUAGAUUUUAUUAGAUUUCGUUAGAUAUAGAUGCGUACGUUAUGCUUUAGUUUUUAAUUGAAAUUUAGCUAUCGAUCUACUUUUACGAUUAAAUUUUCACUCAAAUAGGUAAUUGUAAUUUUAAAAGGUAAACAUUUUUUCCAGUGAUUGUUAUUUUCUAAAAUGGUAUUGUGAUGUAGUUGAGGCGGAGAGAUUAUUUCCUGGGAAUCAUGUUAAUUUAUUACUGUCGGACAGUUUCCAACCAUGACCAAUUUUGAUGACUACUGAAGUGGUAUUGGCAAAAUUCUCAUUUAAUAAUUUCCAAAUCGAUCUGUAAACCAAUAUAAUUGCAAGGUAAAGAUACAGAUCACCACUAAACUUUUGAAUAAUACCAUAGUAUAUUUUCUAUCCUAUUGCAGUAAAAAUAUGCUGAGAUACUCUCUCUGGUCAUGGUCGGUUUCUGCUCUAGCAUAGAGAACUGGCCCAGUGUUCCGCCCAUUCUGAUAUGUACCUACCUACCUAUACAAUUUGCACAAAACAAUGUAUUUUAUGCCAAAGUCAAUUGAGCUACGAAGGCUUUGCUCGCUUGUGUUCCGAAUAAGUGACAACCUACUAUGUAUAUGAUGAUGAUAAAUAAAAUAAAGAUAAUUCUUCAACCUUA
Molecule: messenger RNA, 5992 nt
Organism: Plutella xylostella (diamondback moth)
Lineage: Eukaryota; Metazoa; Arthropoda; Insecta; Lepidoptera; Plutellidae
Source: RefSeq, a predicted model, not a curated record